GAAAGGUACACCCAAUAUUCUUUGCCCAACCAAACCAGCACCAUCUUCUUCUUCUUCUUCAUCAAUCCAAUUUACCCAAAAACACAGAGACUCAGAGAGAGAGAGAUCCAUAGUCAAACCUUGAACCUCGUAAGCCAAACACAUUAACGAUGCAGCAAGGCGAUUACUCCUCCCUUCCCUAUUAUCCUCCUUAUAGUCAAUUUCCAAACCCUAACCCUAAUCCCAAUUCCAAUCCGAACCCCAAUCCCACUUCCGAUCAUCUUCAUACUUCAUUCGCUUCCGCGCCACCUUUCAACUCAGGUUACGCCCCCACCGAUUACUCUGCUUAUCCCCAGAACUACCCUGCUUAUCCUCAAAAUCCCGAUCCUGUCCCUGUUCCUGCUCCUCCUCCUCCUCCUCCCACUGCUCCUUCUUACACCCCUCCUUCAAACCCUAAUUUGCAGCCCUUCAAUUCAGCUUCUCAGGCCCCUUCUUUCCCUUCGUUUGAGUCCCACUCGCCUUAUCAACCUCCUGCCCAGCAGCAAUCGUACUUUCCCACGUACGAUCAGCAUCAGACGGCUCCAAAUUAUGCUCCUCCUGCAGCUUCCGUGACUUCAAAUCCUAGCCCCGCUCCGAAUUCUCAAUAUUCGUCUAUGUACUCCGCUUCGUAUGGUCAAUCGGGGGCUUCGGUCCCGCCUGUCUACGAUAACCCAUAUGAGAAUUCUGUGAAAUACGAUCAGGGCAGUGGUUAUUUUGAUGAUAGAUACGGAGGUUACAAUCAGAGGCCACGGUCCGAUUUGGGAUCGGAUCUGUAUGCGAAGCGAUAUGAUUCGGCUCGGGACGAUGGAUUUGGGGAUGGAGUUUAUGCUUACCAAGGGAACAAGGUGGAGCCGUAUGGGUCUAGGGGUACUGCGCCUAAUAAGUCGUCGACUUUGUUCGACGAUUAUGGGAGAUCGAUUAGUUUCUCUUCCAGUAAGGAGUCAGCUGUUAGUUCGAGCAAAAUUGUGAGAGCGGUCCCCAAGGCCGAAGUGCAGCAAGACGUGAAAAGUGGGGUUCAGAAGUUUCGGGUUAAGCUGUUGGCUGAAAGUGGAGGACAGAGUACCAUGGACGUUCUUUGCCAGAUUGGUUUGGAUGGGAUUCGCAUGCUUGAUCCUAAUACCAGUCGGACAUUAAGAAUAUAUCCACUUGAAACCAUUACUAGAUGUGAAGUGAUGGAUUCAUCUACCUUGGCAUUCUGGUCAAAGAGCUCUGUAGACAUUGAGCCAAGACGUAUUAGACUCCAAUCAAGUAGUUAUACGACCAACACGCUUUUGGACACUGUCACUGCUGCAACUGUACAGGUGAAGGAAAUGGGUGGAAGUGUUCGGCCUUCGGAGUCUUUCAAGAUGAAUGAACAGUCUACAGAGAAAAAGAAAGGGUUUACUGAUUGGAUGAACUUAGUGAAGCCUAUCAAUGAGGAGAAGGAUCAUUGGGUCCCUGAUGAAGCAGUUACAAAGUGUACAGCAUGUGGAACGGAUUUUGGGGCUUUCGUGCGCAAGCAUCAUUGUCGAAACUGUGGAGACAUUUUUUGUGAUAAGUGUACCCAAGGUAGAACUGCUCUUACUGCUGACGAGAAUGCCCAACCUGUUCGUGUUUGUGAUCGAUGCAUGGCUGAAGUUACUCAGAGGUUGAAUAAUGCUAAGGAUGUUGCAAGUAAACCAGCAGGAUUGCAGAGCCACGAGGAUCUUGCUAAGAAGCUUCAGGAGGAGAUGGAAAAAAACCGCAAGUCAUCAUCAGGGUCAAAGUCAGAUGGAUCAGGGAGGCGGAUGAGAGAAGUUGCCUGUCCUAUUUGCACCGUCCAUUUACAGGUUCAAGUUCCCAGCUCGGGUUCGGAAACAAUCGAAUGUGGAGUUUGCCAGCAUCCAUUUCUUGUCAGUUCCCAUUGAUCUUAGACAUUUUUUAUGGCGGGAGGAAGGUGCUUAAUUUACUAUUGGAGUUUCCAGUUGAAUUUUUCUAUUAAUAAUUUGUUAUAGCAUUUUUCUUGGUUUUGGUUUUUUUAUCUGAUGGCCGCUGCUUCUACAUUAUUAGCGUGUACAUGAAAUAUUUUAUUCGAAAGCCCCAUCUACUACUAAAUCAACUUUUUUUUGUGGUUUUUUAAAUGUAAAUGGCUGUUUAUGUGGAUAUUAAUAUAUGUAAAUUUUUUUAACUAACAAUUACAAUAUGUGCGUGUGUGACUUUUUUUAAUAUCAAUUAA
Molecule: messenger RNA, 2212 nt
Organism: Humulus lupulus (European hop)
Lineage: Eukaryota; Viridiplantae; Streptophyta; Magnoliopsida; Rosales; Cannabaceae
Product: protein FREE1
Exons: 10
Coding region: 150-1904 (584 amino acids)
Biological process (GO): intralumenal vesicle formation; multivesicular body assembly
Cellular component (GO): ESCRT I complex; late endosome membrane
Molecular function (GO): metal ion binding; ubiquitin binding
Source: RefSeq, a predicted model, not a curated record